Molecule: messenger RNA, 3198 nt
Organism: Plasmodium gallinaceum
Lineage: Eukaryota; Apicomplexa; Aconoidasida; Haemosporida; Plasmodiidae
Product: M1-family alanyl aminopeptidase, putative
Exons: 3
Coding region: 1-3198 (1065 amino acids)
Molecular function (GO): metallopeptidase activity; zinc ion binding
Source: RefSeq, a predicted model, not a curated record
AUGAAAACUGAUCAAUUUUAUUUGUACCAUUUAAAAAAAAAUAUAAAGUCCAAUAAAAUAAUAAAACCUUUAAUGUAUAGAAUACAUUUAAUAUUUUUAAAAUUAACACCUAUUUUUAAAUAUUGUGGUUUCUCUAUAAUAUUUUUUUUGAAAACAACAAACAAAAAAGAAAAAUUAAGAGUUUAUACUGACACCAAUCAUCUAAUAAUUAUUAAUAUGUUUAUUGUUUUUCCAUCUAAUAUUAUAGAAAAAAUAAAUGAUAAAAAUAUAAAAAAAAAACACAAUUAUAUAGAAAUUUAUUUAAAAGGGUUUGUAUUAGGUGGAAUAUAUAAACUUUUAACGUUUUUUUAUUAUAAGAAUAAAAAAGAAAGCAUAGAAGGAAUAUAUGUUUUAAAAAUAAGAAAACCUUUAGAAAAAAGGGAAUGUAAAAAUAAUAACAGUAAUUAUGUAGAGGAUUCUACUACUGAUAAUAAGUUUUAUUUAUAUUUUCAAAAUAAUUCAGAGACAAUAUUAAAUUUUGAUUUUAAAAAUAUUAAAUUUCUAGAUAAAAAUAGUUAUAAUUAUAUAAAUACGUUUUGUGAAUUCUUUUAUUUACCACUUAUUUUUCCAUGUUUACAAGAUAAUAUUUAUAAAGCAAAUUUUAAAUUAAGUAUCUCUUUUCAGAUAAAGUUAAAAGGUUCAAAGAAUCUUAAUAAUAAUUUUAAAUUGAGUUAUCUAUCUUCUUAUAAUAAAAUAAAUAAACAUAUAAAUUACUUAGAAAAUAUCAAUAAGUUACAAAAUAAAAACACAAAAAAAAGAAUAAAAAAAUGUAAAGAAAAGUUAAAAUAUGCAAAUACUAAAAAUGAAAGAAAUUUUAUUAAUGUCAUUAAUCCCUCAAACUUAGUUGUAACCAACAGUAAGUUAAAGAAUAUUCAUUACAGUAAGAUCAAAGUGUAUUUUAAUUCUUUUCUUUUAAAAAAACAUUCUAUAAAUAAAAGUAUUUAUUAUAUUAUUAUGAAUUUAUUAAAAAAUAAAUAUGGGAACCUAUAUAUAAUAAGAAAUUAUAAAAAAAGAAAAUUUUAUUAUUCUAAAAAAAUUAAUAAGUACAAUAAUAAAAAACUUUCAAAAUCAAAUAAAGAAAAAGAGUUUAUAACUUAUGAAUAUCAUAGAACUAAUAAAAUAGUCCAUUAUACUUUUUGCUUAUUCAUUGGUUUAUAUUUUAAAAUAUAUUUUAAAAUUAGGGGAUUACAUGUUUAUAUAUUCAUUGAAAAGAGCAGCUCAUAUAAUAAAAGUAAAUACAUUUUUUUUAUAAAUAUCUUAAAAAGUAUAUUAACAAUGUUUUUAAAAAUAAAUAUUUUUAGAAAAAAGUUAACUGAAGAAAAAUUUUUACAAUUCAUACUUUUAAGCAAAUAUAAAUAUAUAGGUGAAGAAAAUUAUAAUUGUUUUACAUUUCUUAUAUCAAUUAUUGAAGUAAACGAAAAUGAUAACAUAUAUAAAAAAUUAUUAUGCAUCAAAUUAGUUAUUCAUGAAAUUUUCCAUUCCUUAUGGGGAAAUUGUUUAUAUUUUAAAAAAGAUAAAUAUUUAUGGUGUAAAGAAGGUUUAACAAGAUAUUACGAAUUAAAAUUUAGUGAAACUUUUUUAAAAAAAAUUAAGAAAAAUUGUAAAUGCAUAUUGUCAAUUAGUUAUAUUCUUGAUUCUUUUUUUUAUGUUCAAGUUGCUGAUACCCUUAAUACUUAUAAUCAUACUUUAAAUAUAGAUAAUAAAGUAUGCUAUAAAUAUAUUCAUAAAAACAUAUUGAAAAAAAACAAAAAUAAAAGAAAUAACAACCAUUUUUACAAAAAAGAUAUUCAUCAUUUUUAUAAUUUUCUAACAUAUAAUAAGGGAAUGAAUAUUUUUAAAAUGAUUAGUGUUAUAUGCAACCCGUACUUUGAUAUUAUCAUGAAUUUUAUAUAUCAUACUUUUUUUAACCAUUCUAUUUCUUACAAAAAAAUUUUAAUAUUUUUUCAUUUUUUUUUCAUUCAUUUUCACAUUAAACCAUUUUUUCUUAAUUAUAAUGGAUAUAUAAAAAGAGUAAACCAACUAAAGACAAUUAUCAUAAAGAAAAAAAAGUUUCAACUUAAAAAUUUAGUAAGGAAUUUAAAAAAAAAAAUCAUUCACAAAAAUAAUGUAAUAUAUAUAUAUAAAAAAUCUAAAAGGAAAAAAGUAAAAAAAAAAUUUAAAAAAAUAAAAUCUGCAACAUAUUUGCAUUCACACAAAUCUAUUUUAUCAUGGUUUCAUUUAAAUUUUGUAAAGAUAUCUUUUAAAAAAUCAUUUUUAACAUAUUACAAGAAAAUAUAUAGAAAGAACAUUACAAAUAAAGUGGUAAACGAAAACAAAAUUAAAAGAAAUAUAAUACUAGCAAAAAAAUAUACCAAAAAAAAUAUUUUGAAAAAUAUUUUAGAAAAUUAUAUAAAUAUAGUUGGUCCUCCUAAAAUAUUUGUGAAAUUUUUAAAAAAUAAGAGCAAACUAUUAAUAGUUCAAAAGCAUUUUUAUUAUGACAACUAUGAACAAAAAUUUAAAGAAACUAACAUAUUAUUUCACAUCCCAAUUAUAUUUAUAUUUAAUAAUAAGAUCUAUAAAAUAUUAUUAAAAAAAAAAUUUAUUUUAAUUGAUGUUGAAAUAAAAAAUAAGAAAUAUUUAAAUGAUGAAAAUAAAAAAAAGAAAAAAAAAAAAUUCAGUGAAAAUACGAUUAUAAUAAACCCAAAAAAUAAAUGUUAUUUUUCAUAUCAUUUUGUUAAUAUGUAUUCAUUUAAAUUUCUUAUAAAUUCAAUAAAAAAUAGAAAAAGCUAUAAAUAUGAAAUAUUUAAUAUUAUUAUAAAUAUAAUAUUAAACUAUUUAAUUCACAUAAAAUCACGUAAUCAAGCAAAAUGUGUAAAUUCUUUGAUUUUAAGGCAAUUAUUGUUGGUUUACAAAUUAUUACAGACAAAAGUCAAUGAAAAAUGUGAUGCUUAUAUAAUUGGUAUAUUUUUAUGUAUAGAAUUUUUCAACUGCUAUUUUCAUUUUAGUUCAUAUUUCAUUAAUAUAGAAAAUAAUAAAUUAAAGAUGAAAAUUAAAAAAGAAAUAACAAAAAAUAAAUAUUUUGACAAAAUGGAUAGAAAAAUAGACUUUUUAUUGAAAGAUUUUAGAAGUUAUUUAUCGCAAAUAUUUUUUUUUUUUAAAGAAUCUAUAUGUACUAUGUAA